Molecule: messenger RNA, 2697 nt
Organism: Leishmania braziliensis MHOM/BR/75/M2904
Lineage: Eukaryota; Euglenozoa; Kinetoplastea; Trypanosomatida; Trypanosomatidae
Exons: 1
Coding region: 1-2697 (898 amino acids)
Molecular function (GO): protein binding; RNA binding
Source: RefSeq, a predicted model, not a curated record
AUGUUGGCGCUAAACGCAGGUUCUCAGUACCCAGGUCGCGGCCGCGGCCGCGGCCGCGGCGACGGUGGUAACAGGGUCCACAAGCAUGACGGGAUUAACCGUUAUCAUGGCGGUUUUCGUGGUGGCCGCGGCGGUGGUGGUGGCGGCUUUCGCGAUGGUGACAUGCGCGAGUGCCGCGAGCGCGAGAGCUGGGCCGUCAGCGCUGCUCAAGCGAACGCACGGACGUUGGCGAGAGUUCCAGUCCCAGUCGAGACGAACUGCUUUCCGAUCGACCUGUCUGAAGGCCGGUUCCACAACUACAUAGUGUCCUUCGAGUUCCUGGAGAACGCCACGGACAUGGCGGGCGACAUGUGGAAGAUCAGCCUUCAAAACGAACUCCUUCGAACGAUCCGCAAGAACCGCACUGCAGAGAAGCGCACGCGAACGUCAGCGGAGGUGGAGGAUCUGUGUGUCUGCACAGGGCAGGCCAUUCUGGCCCCAGCGAAGCUGAGCGUCGAGGAUGGCUUCUCCAUCGAGUGCACCCGGAAGGAGAAGGUGAGUCGAAACAAUACUGAGGAGCGCCACUAUCGAGUCAGGAUCCGCUACGAUGGCGAGGUGAGCCUGAAGCUCCCGGAGCACGCGCAAUGGGUGAACAAGAUCAUUGCCUUCGGUCUCGCUGAUACCUACAGCGAACACAUCGGGUCCGACUAUGUGGACAUGAAAUCCACCGUGGAGCGCGGUGGUGACCUCGUUACGAUGGACGCCAUCUCUCUUAACGCCUUGCGCAUUGUGAAACAGAGCGGCAGCACGACGGCUAUGAUGGAUGUACUGCAGCUGGACGUGAGCACCAAGGCGUCGACAAAAACGAAGUGCAGCGACGAGAUGCGCCGGCUCCGACAGCAGAAUCCGCAAGGCUUCAGGCGCGCCGUGAACGAAGCGCUGGUCGGCAUCAGCGUGACGACCGUGUUUGGUGAGCCGACGUUUCUGAAGGUGAAGGCAAUCGACUUCAACAUCCUCGCCAGCUCCCCAACCAUGUUCAAAACGAACCCGGAGGAGACCUUUGUGGAGUACUUCAAGCGCAAGUAUGAUGCCAUCAUCGAUCCCACGCUGCCGAUGCUGUACUGCAUCUUCGCAGACCGCACCAAGAUGAGUCGGCGUAUGCCGUACCCCGCUGAUUCCCUGCUGCUCAACAAGCUGAACGAGGCACAACUGAGCAAGCUGCCUAUACUAUGCUCCAUCUACCCCAACGAGCGCAUGAAGCGCAUCAAGGCAGCCCUGGAGCGCGUGCUGGCAUCCCCACUUAUGAUAACAGUGCUUCAGCAGUACGGCGUUCGCAUCCAGCCGCAGUUUGUGAAGGUGUCGGGCAGGGUACUGCCGGCCCCCACCAUCUACGUACCGUCGGGGCCGAACAUGUUCAACCGGAUUAACACCGCUGAGUACACGGGCCAGGCUGGCUUUGCGCUUGGGCUGAAGGACUUGCAGCAUCCGAGCCAGCCAUGUGAGUUUAAGACACUGCUCAUGGACGAGUACUUCAUGAAUGGUAACAUCACUCAUUGGCUCCAGAAGUACAACGUGGCUCUGCCCUCUCCGAGGAAGACGAGCUUCGACUCGGCUGCGCAGCGUAUCACAGAGGGGCCGGGCACUUUUGCCAUGGUGAAGCUGCGCACAAAGGAGGCAGGGGCGUACAACAACUUCAAGGAGCGCUUUGCAAGAAGCUCUAUUGUUUCUCAGAUGGCCGUGGUGGACCUCACGCGCAACGUGCCGCAAAUGAUCACGCAGCAGGUGGCUGCUAAGAUUGGCCAGCUGUGCUUCGUCGCGGAUGUCGACGAGGCGGGGAAGUCCUUCGCGUGUCGUCCGCUGCUCAUCGUGGGUGCUGUCGUCGGCACUGCGAUGAACACAAUGCUCGAGAAGUACAAGAGCAUCAACGUGAGGCUGUACACCAUUACCUUUGUGGCCUUCUUGGCAAACGGCAAGAGUUGGAAACCGUACUGCAUGCACCAUCAGGUCAAGGGCGAGGAGCACGUGCUCUACGAGGACAGCGAUGCAGCUUCCUCGCACAUGUCCAGCACCACUUUGACAGUUCGGCGGCAGAACGCGAACGAGGUUCUGAACAAUAGGUUUCCUGACUUCCUCAAGGAGGUGACGGCGCACUUCAAGCUGAAUGGCAAGGGCAGCAAGGGCACUAUGGUGCUCUACCGUGGCGCUAUGACAGACGCUGAGGUCGGCUUCACAGCGAACAUGGAUCUAGUCAUGGAGCAGGUGCUACCGAACUGGGAUACGGCGACGGUGGUCGUGCAUCCCCGCUCGCACUUCCGCAUGGCGUGGGACCCCACGACGGUGUUUCCACAUGAAACGGCCAGCGCCUACGCCGGCCUCAGCAACGUCCCCCGUGGCUUUUCCACGACGGAUUGUAGGAUCAUCUUAGCUGAUUCAGAUCCGUACACACCGGUGGACUCUUUCUACUUGUCAGCCGCCAACUGCACGCUAGGGCACGCGGCGAACACCUACUAUCUCGUGCAGAAGCGUGCCGCCUCCAUCUCGCUAAUGGACCUUCAAAAACUGACGUACAACAUGUGCUACAUGUACCCAAACAAACCAGACGCGCUGCCGCUGCCACUCCCCAUUAAGUGCGCCUACGAGUACGCGCGUAAGUACGGAUCGCUGAAGUCAGUGAAGGAGCUGCCAACUCGUAUGCGCCCCACGAUGCACUACCUGUAG